Molecule: messenger RNA, 615 nt
Organism: Cordyceps militaris CM01
Lineage: Eukaryota; Fungi; Ascomycota; Sordariomycetes; Hypocreales; Cordycipitaceae
Exons: 2
Coding region: 1-615 (204 amino acids)
Source: RefSeq, a predicted model, not a curated record
AUGCUCUGCUCCCAUCGCGCCGAAGGCUUCAGCACGCACUCAACGCAGUCGUCGCCAAUCCCGACAUCAUGCUUCGUUGACGCCAUCCUCGUUCCGCUACCCGUCUGGAUCGCGCUCACCGCGCUCGUGGUGCUGCUUCUGGUGCCGAAGCACCUCAUCACAGGGCUUCUCGCCGCCGAGCCUCGCAGACACCAACAGCCGUCAUGGCUGUAUCGGAUCAUUGCUGGGACCUACUACGUUCUCAUCCUCUGCAACAUUCUCAUGCACACUCUUGAAAUCGUGAGGCUGUCACUGAUCCAUUUUGGGAUCGCGCUUCUUCCGUUUGCCUAUGUCGGUCUCCUCCUGGGUGCGGCUUUGCACUGGUCAAGAGGUGCUGCGGGCAGGGUGUCUGCGUGGCUGCUCGUCAACAUGGUCGUGUGGCUCGGAGGGAUGGUCAUGUCCAUUGUCAAAGUCAUUGGGCUGGACGGGGAGGACGACUUGCGCAAGGGCUCCAAGUAUCCGAUGAGUGAUCAAGUUCUUGACGUGGCCGUGAUUGCGGGCGUGUAUGGGGCGAUUGCCGCCCUCGAGCUCGUGAUGGGAUUGUGGAGGCGGCGAAAUCACAACCUGCUCAAGUGA